AUGGCGGGCCAAGGGUUUUCAGGUUCAUCCGAGUUGUCCGAGGUGACGCAGACAGAAACGUCCUCUAACUCCGAAGCCUUCCAGAAACCCUUAGUGCUCAGGAUUCUCGAUUUGCAGGACGCUCUGAAGGAGGAGGCUAAGCAGCGAGACCAGCAAGAUGGGGAUGAGGGGGACGACGAGGAUGACGGGGACGACGGGGACGACAAGGACGACGAGGAUGACGAGGACGACGAGGACGACGACGAGGACGAUGAAGACGACGAGGAUGAGGAGGACGACGAGGACGAUGAGGAUGAGGAGGAUGAUGAGGUCGACAGGUAUAAGGAAUCCGAAGAAACCUCUGAGCCCAUGGAAUCCACCAAAUCCUCUGAGUCCGGCCAAACUUCUGGACCCCACAAACUCUAUAAGGAGCGCACACCACCCAGGGCCCAGGUACACUACGCAUCCUCUGAGACCCUUGAGUCAGGUGCACCUCACAAGCUCCUUAGGCCAUGUGUUAGGCCCUGUGAACAGCGCAAGCUCCGCAAGGCCCGGGAACCCCUCCAUCCCUGUGAACCCCUGCACCCCCAGGAGCACAGCCAGCCCCGCAAGCCCCACGAGGCCAAGGAGUUAAGGCUGUUUAACAACACUGCGGUGAUGUUCUCCCCAUCUCUGAUCACCAGAUGCCCGACACGCAGGGCCCGGUGCGAGCGCCCGGUCCCCUUCCGGGAACGACGGCUUUUGAAUCCUGCCUUCGCCCAGCAGAUGGCAGCCUUCUCCACAGGUGACGCGGAGCCCGGGGUGCUCAGCCUGCUGCGAGCCGCAGAAGUCUGUGUGCCCAACGGGGUUUGCGUGGUGCAGAAUGAAAUUCAAACAGCGAAAAGGAAUAAGACAGCCAUAAUGUCGUGGUGGUCUCCUGUAGGAAGGAGAAUCCAAGAUCUUUCUGAGCCCAAAAAACAAUGGGGAACUCCAGAUAGAAAACUAUUUUGGGGAAAUCAAGAUCCCAUUUGCCCCAUUCGUGAGACUGCUUUGAAGACUCAGCCAUCCAAAAGACUCAAGGACCUUGCUCAUCCCAAGCCAGUCUCCAAGCAUUAUGUACCUAACAGGCCCCAAUAUUACUACAGUUGUGGAAGAGAGUCUGUAAUUUGGAAGAUACCUCCAUCUGCCUUGUUUACCCAGCCCUCCAAAAGGACCCAGAAGCUGGCACAGCCCAACAGAUUCAAAAGACAGUCUCUACUAAGUCGGUCCACCCAUGAUAAUGUAGUAAGAAGUUCUUUUCAAAUACCUGAUCCUUCUCCCCGGAUUUUACGACUGUCAAUUGCCAAAGGCAUAGAUCCUAACUAUGUUCCUCCAAAAGAAGUUAAAACUAAGAUUUCAGUUUCUACCCUGGGUGCUAUUGCAACUCCAAGAAUUAUAGACCUUGCCCACCCAAAGAUCAAGUUAGAUGGUCUGUGCUAUGAGAGACAAAGAAGCGAAAUGCCCAUCCGACCUGUAUCCCCGGCAGCCAUGUUCGCCAUACCUAGCUCCCGAACGCUAGAUCUAGCUAAAUUCAAGCCUGUCCAUCAAGAUUACCUACCUGCCCGUGAUGCCCAGUGGCCAGUGUCUCAUGCUGCUACCCAUUCUCAGAUAUCUGCUAGAAUUCAGGAACUAGCUAAUCCAAGUUCAAGGGCUCCUAUGCAUGUUCUCUUCUACGAUCCUAAUGCCUUUAAAGUCAAGCCGGCUGCUUUGAAAGCACAAUGUUCUUCAAGGAUCCAGGAGUUGGCAGAACCUGUUGUUCGCUAA
Messenger RNA from Urocitellus parryii (Arctic ground squirrel), 1761 nucleotides. NCBI's taxonomy places the organism in Eukaryota, Metazoa, Chordata, Mammalia, Rodentia, Sciuridae. The record is from RefSeq and is a predicted model, not a curated record.